ACCUUCCACAUGACAUCUCAACACUGUUGCUGAAAAGGAUAUUUGCAUUUUAUAGAGACAUGGGUUUUAUACCCUUGAUCUGCAAGUCAUGCAAACCAAAUUAAAAAAUGAUUCACAAUUGUGUCCUCUCUUCUCAUGUCUAGCUAGUAUAUUCUUUAAAUCACAACAAACUGAAUUGUUUGAUCUUGUUUUUAUUCUCUUUUCAAAUAAAUAGGGUUCAAUUUGGAAAUGACAGUGCAAUUAAACAAGACGUUCACAGAAGAUUUGAAAGAUCCAACAAGUGUUGCAUACAACAAUCUUAAAGACAGCAUGGAAGCAGUGUUAAACAAGACGUAUGGAGGAAUCACAGGGUUUAUUGGUGUUUCUGUGACAGGAUUCAGAGAAGGAAGCAUAUUUACAGAUUUUGUUGUUGAGACUACAGAGGUUAAAACUGAAGAAUUGGCUGAAGCAAAUAAAGCAUUUUCAAAAGCAGUAAACUCUACUAUUGCCCCUGUCAUUGGCUCUGUCAUUGCAUUGUACAACACAUUAAUGUGGGACAAAUAA
This is a messenger RNA of Trematomus bernacchii (emerald rockcod), 543 nucleotides long. Its product is annotated as adhesion G protein-coupled receptor F5. The record is from RefSeq and is a predicted model, not a curated record. The transcript is spliced from 4 exons. Bases 229 to 543 code for a protein of 104 amino acids. Lineage: Eukaryota; Metazoa; Chordata; Actinopteri; Perciformes; Nototheniidae.